AAGGCCAUUGGCUCACAACCAGUUAAUACAGACAAAACUAGCAGAUAUGAUCUUAGAAAUCAGUCUUGGCCUGCUUCUUUGUCACCGUGUUGCUCAGAUUGUGGAUUCAACUGAUUGGUUUGUGUUGAAUAUUUAUUUCAGUUAUCCUUCGACACUCAUUUCUAUGGCAAAACGCAAUUCUGCGAAUAAAUCCCUUCAAAUAUGCCGAACUGCUCGAGACAUGCUUGGUGCAAAUGGAAUUGUUGAUGAGUUUGGUGUGAUAAGACAUGUCCUCAACCUCGAAAGUGUGAAUACCUAUGAAGGUCACGUGACUAUCAAAUAUUUUAGGGACUUGUGAUAUUCACGCCUUAAUCAUGGGACGAGCAAUAACAGGAAUUCAAGCCUUUAAUUAAACUUUAAUAA
Messenger RNA from Octopus sinensis (East Asian common octopus), 402 nucleotides. Its product is annotated as probable glutaryl-CoA dehydrogenase, mitochondrial. Gene Ontology annotation, biological process: fatty-acyl-CoA biosynthetic process; fatty acid beta-oxidation using acyl-CoA dehydrogenase. Gene Ontology annotation, molecular function: glutaryl-CoA dehydrogenase activity; fatty-acyl-CoA binding; flavin adenine dinucleotide binding. The coding region runs from base 47 to 337 and encodes 96 amino acids. Lineage: Eukaryota; Metazoa; Mollusca; Cephalopoda; Octopoda; Octopodidae. The record is from RefSeq and is a predicted model, not a curated record. The transcript has a single exon.